Manis javanica (Malayan pangolin) is the source of this 2564-nucleotide messenger RNA. The record is from RefSeq and is a predicted model, not a curated record. Lineage: Eukaryota; Metazoa; Chordata; Mammalia; Pholidota; Manidae.
UCAGUGCCGCGGAUCCGCGCUCUCGAGAAGUUCCACAUUUCUGGGAGCGCUGUUUCUCCCCCAGCGGACACGUUGCCUGGAGCCCUACACCAGGCGUGAAGGCCCGUGGGCUUGUGCCCUGCAGUUACCGGUCACGUGUUUUGUCCCCUCCUGUUUUCUCUCCCCAACGAUCCGUUCACUGCUGAAUCCUACGGUCAGAAAUCGGGUCCCAAGUGGGGUCUCAGUUCUUUCAAGUGAUGGGGAGCCACGGAAAUGGUUUCAGAACCAAGUCCUGCGCAUUAGGCAGCAUGUCAGCUGACACUCCAAUCACAUUGAAUAUCGAUCCUCGGGAUCUACAGAUCCAAACGUUCACUGUAGAGAAGCUACUGGAGCCUCUUAUAAUCCAGGUUACUACACUUGUAAAUUGUCCCGAGAAUCCUUCCAACAGAAAAAAAGGACGAUCAAAAAGAGCCAGAGUUCUUCUAGAUUCCGUGGCGGAAGCAACUUGGAAUUUAUUAGACAAGGGAGAGAAGAUCACCCAGGAAGCCACCGUGUUAAAGGAAGAGCUGACCGCUGCACUUGAGGAGGUUCGCAGAGAAAGUGAAGCUCUGAAAGGAUCAGCUGAGAGAUUUGCUGAUGACCCCUGUUACCUCCCUAAAAGGGAAGCUGUUGUUCAAGCUGCCCGCGCCUUGUUGGCUGCGGUUACCAGACUCCUUAUCCUUGCAGACAUGAUUGAUGUUAUGUGUCUCUUGCAGCACGUGUCAGCUUUUCAAAGGACAUUUGAGUCUCUUAAAAACGUUUCCAAUAAAUCUGACCUCCAGAAAACCUACCAGAAGCUUGGGAAGGAGCUGGAAAAUCUGGAUUACUUAGCCUUCAAACGUCAGCAGGACUUAAAAUCUCCAAAUCAGAGGGAUGAAAUUGCAGGGGCCCGGGCCUUGUUGAAGGAGAACUCCCCACUCUUGCAUUCAAUUUGUUCAGCUUGUUUGGAACAUUCUGAUGUUGCCUCCCUGAAAGCCAGCAAGGACACAGUUUGUAAAGAAAUUCACAAUGCCCUGAAUGUAAUUUCAAAUGCUUCACAAGGCAUCCAGAAUAUGCUGACCCCACCAGAACCUCAGGCAGCAACCCUGGGAAGUGCCCUUGAUGAGCUUGAGAAUUUAAUUGUCAUGGAUCCACUAACAGUGACUGAGGAGGAACUAAGACCAUCACUAGAGAAACGUCUUGAAGCCAUUAUCAGUGGGGCUGCUCUGUUGGCCGACUCUUCAUGCACGAGGGAUUUCCAUCGGGAGCGGAUAAUCGCAGAAUGCAGUGCCAUUCGCCAAGCUCUCCAGGAUCUUCUUUCAGAGUACAUGAGUGAUACUGGAAAAAAGGAAAGGAGUAAUACCCUGAAUAUUGCAAUAGAGAACAUGUGCAAGAAGACAAGAGACCUUCGCAGACAGCUCCGUAAGGCUAUUAUAGAUCAUGUGUCAGACUCUUUUUUGGAUACGACAGUCCCACUUUUGGUUCUCAUUGAAGCUGCCAAGAAUGGUCGGGAAAAAGAAAUAAAAGAAUAUGCUGCGAUAUUUCGUGAACACACCAGCAGGCUUGUAGAGGUGGCAAAUCUUGCUUGUUCUAUGUCAACAAAUGAAGAUGGGAUUAAAAUUGUCAAAAUCGCAGCCAGUCACCUGGAAACCUUGUGUCCACAGAUUAUUAAUGCCGCACUUGCUUUGGCUGCAAGACCCAAAAGUCAAGUGGUCAAAAAAACCAUGGAAAUGUACAAGCGCACAUGGGAGAAUCAUAUACAUGUCCUUACUGAAGCUGUAGAUGACAUUACAAGCAUUGAUGACUUCCUUGCUGUAUCUGAAAGCCAUAUCCUAGAAGAUGUCAACAAAUGUAUCAUAGCCUUGAGAGACCAAGAUGCUGAUAAUUUAGACCGUGCUGCAGGCGCUAUCAGAGGACGGGCAGCAAGAGUUGCUCACAUUGUCGCAGGCGAAAUGGACGGUUACGAACCAGGGUCUUACACUGAAGGCGUGAUGAGAAAUGUUAACUUCCUUACAAGUACUGUCUGUACUCAGCCUUCAACAAUUCAUGAAAAUAACAGCUUAAAUGUUCCUACAAGUUUAUGGCUCCUGCAGCUUCUGGUCCAGACCCCAGAGGAACUGGAGGAUGUUUCUGACCUGGAAGAGGAUCAUGAAGUCCGCAGUCACACCAGCAUUCAGACGGAAGGGAAAACUGACCGGUACUUGAGAAUCUGGGAAAGUUGGGUUUUCCUGGCCACUGGCAGCUUGCAAGUGCAGACCAGACAACCGAACGUGGGUCUGAAAGCCAGUCUGGGCAAAGGACCACUAAAGCAUACAACCGAUGUGAUCUAUGCAGCUAAAAUGAUAUCGGAAUCUGGAUCAAGGAUGGAUGUUCUUGCUCGGCAGAUUGCCAACCAAUGUCCAGAUCCAUCAUGCAAACAGGAUUUGUUGGCAUACCUGGAACAGAUUAAAUUCUACUCUCACCAGCUGAAAAUCUGCAGUCAGGUUAAAGCUGAGAUCCAGAACCUGGGGGGAGAACUCAUCAUGUCAGCUGUGAGUACUGCCCAGCACUCACACCAUCACAUGUAA